GGCCGGGCCAUUGCGCAUGCGCGGGUAAGUUCCCGCCCACUGCCCGCCUACCCGUCGUGCACUGCGGCCACGGGAAGGUUGGGAGCCGCGUGCUGACUGGAGUUCGGCGGUCUCAGCCGCGCACUCCUUAGAGUGCGGAGUGUGCGGGAGGUGUGAGUGGCUGGCCAAGCCACGGAGCAGCUGUUCCAGCGUGAUUUUUCUGGAGCACACUCUUAAACCAAGCCCGUUGGGACCCGGACACUUUUGACUAAUAAGGAUUUAGCAACUAGAUGAGACAGCAGCUCUUAGGUUAAUUAUCAGUAUUUAACAUUCCUAGGUUGGUUGAAUCUUCAGCUUCAAUUCCUGAAGACAUGAAGAGCAAACUGUUUGCAUUUGGCAAGGUUAAAGAAAUAAUUUAAGAAAUACACCUGGAUCUUCACACAGAAGGAUUCCUUGUUUGGACCUGAGGUUACUUUCUUGAAUAAGAAAACUGAAGCUGACUUCAGAUGAUCGACACAGAGGAGCAGCCACCCAACUGAUAUGUUCUGAUGCAAAAUAGACUGUAGUCCUGUUGCCAAGUGCAGACUUAAAAGCCGAGUCAUACUGAAUUUUCAUAGCACUUUCAGUAGAGCUGAGUGUUGGUUGAUAAUUGAGGUGGUCUAGGAGAGGACACCCCUUGCUUAAAAAGAAGCAUUUCCUUGCUUGUUGCCUUUUGUUCAGUUCCAUGGAGCUAGCGGCAGCCUUAGCAGACCUCCAGGCAGAGGCUAGCUGUCCCAUCUGUCUAGGAUACUUGAAAAGCCCAGUGACAAUCUACUGCGGGCAUAACUUCUGCCUCGCCUGCAUCACUGAGUCCUGGAAAGACCUAAAAGGCAGUUUCCCCUGCCCUUCUUGCCAUUUUGUCUGUCCAAACAAGAAAUUCCAGAACAAUUUCCAGCUAGGUAAUUUGACUGAAAUCGCUAAGCUGCUGCCACUGAGAAGGAGUAAGAGAAAAAAGCAGGAAGGGAGCCUCAUGUGUGAGACGCACAAACAGGUCCUGACCGUUUUCUGCCAGAAGGACCUGGAGGUUCUUUGUCCACAGUGCAGCUUCUCUGCCGAUCACCAGCAGCACUAUAUCUGGCCCAUAGAGAAGGCUGCGGACUAUCAUAGGAAACAGCUAGCGCGCCACAUUGAGCUCUGGAAGGAGAAAGUGGAACAAAUUGACAAAGUGAUUGCUAUGCAGACUGGAAAAUCAGAGGAACUUAAGAAAAAAGUAGAACAUAGGAGAGAAGAAAUAAAGUCUGAAUUCGAACAGUUUAUGCUGUUUCUUCAAAAUGAGCAUGAGGCUGUUGUUAGGCAGUUACAAGAUGAAGAGAAUGAGCUAUUAGCAAAACUAAAUGAAAAUGUGGCAGACACUUCAGAUCAUGCCUCUGCAUCAAAAUGUCUGUUAAAGGAGAUAGAGAGCAAGUAUGUAAAGUCAGAAGUUGAAGUGCUGACAAGUGUGAAGAGUAUUUACCGCAGAUACAGAAGUUUAAAAUGCCCUGAAAUGUUCUCAUUCCAAUUCAGAGAUUAUGUUUACCAGCUCCCUCCACAGUAUUCUGGACUGAACAGAAUUAUCAAGCAAUUUCAUGUAGACGUAGUUCUAGAUCCUGAAACAGCACAUCGUAAGCUUAUUAUCUCAGAAGAUAGGAAGAGUGUGCGUUAUGGAAAUAUGCAAAAACUACCCCAUAGCCCCCAAAAAUUUUAUAUCUGGCCAGCUGUGCUGGGUGCCAGGAGUUACAGCUCGGGCAGGCAGUACUGGGAGGUGGAAGUAAAAGACAAACCCGAGUGGAUCCUGGGCAUCUGUACCGCAGCUCUGCCCCGGAGGAGGAAGAAUCAGAAUCAGCCCUUCUUAGUAAAAGCCGGACUUUGGGGCAUUGGGCGGUGUAGUCACACCAGUUACAUUGCAUUUGGUCCCAAGAAGGUCAAUCUUUUGCCCAAAGUGAUACCUAUUAAGAUUGGCAUUUUUUUAGAUUGCGAAAUGGGUGAGGUUUCCUUUUACAAUUUGAGUGAUAGAUCUCUUCUGCAUACUUUUAAUGAUUAUUUUGGAGGACCUGUCUGGCCUUAUUUCUACACUGGUACGGAGUCACGACCCCUUAGAAUCUGUACAGUGACAGAGUCUGAAUGAUGAGCUGUUGGAAAUCUGUUUUUCUUAGUGGACAUAGUGACCCAUUAUCAAAGCAAUUUCAAAUGAUGUCAAUGGGUUUUUUUUUUCAGUUUUAACUGUAAAUGUCUUUUGAGGAGGUUCUUUAAAUAUGUGAUGAUGAUGCCUACUUUUACAUAAGUCAAAGGGGCCCUACUAGAGGUUCUCAGAUAAAAUACUUGGAAAAUGUGUUUCUUAACUGAAUGUGUUACUCUAUUUGGAAAAUGUGUUUCUUAACUGAAUGUUACUCUAAUAGUUGCCAAUAAAACUACAUUCACCUUUCUGUA
Cavia porcellus (domestic guinea pig) is the source of this 2424-nucleotide messenger RNA. RefSeq names its product tripartite motif-containing protein 60-like. Gene Ontology annotation, cellular component: cytoplasm. The transcript has 5 exons. Gene Ontology annotation, biological process: protein ubiquitination. NCBI's taxonomy places the organism in Eukaryota, Metazoa, Chordata, Mammalia, Rodentia, Caviidae. The coding region runs from base 704 to 2122 and encodes 472 amino acids. The record is from RefSeq and is a predicted model, not a curated record. Gene Ontology annotation, molecular function: protein binding; ubiquitin protein ligase activity; zinc ion binding.